GAUCAUCGUGGAGCUCUGAUGGCGUAAUCUGCUUCCAACUCGAGUUUUUCUCAGUUCCUGAGCACAUCUGUGUGAUACAUGCAACAGAAAUGCCUGUGAGAUCCGUCGAUGGACAGCAGGGAGGCUAACCUUCCGGCAGACAGCAACCAUGAUUCUAAUCUCUACCGUUCAUUCAACGCAACCACGUCGUCCUCUUCAUCUUCCUUCACUUCUUCUCCCCCUGACUUCCUUCGUAACGUUCAAGCCGCCUUCAAGCGCCAUCGUAUGAUGCCACAGUUGAACAAUCUCCAACCAAGACGUUUAGUGGUUCCGCGACAGGAAACAUCAAAGAGCUUAAUAGAUUCCAAAAAGACUGAUAAAUCUCAUGAUGUUUCAGUGAAACAAAGAGUGCAGGAUUCAAGUGCACAGACUAAGAAUAUGAUGACUGUUACUACUGUAAAUCAGGAAUAUGCUUCAAUUACACCACCAUUUAUUUCAGGUACACCUACUGAAGAAGGAAAAUUUAAAUCAAUUGAUGCUCAGAGAGGUCAACCCAGUUUCAGCUGUGAUUGUAGAAGCAGCAAUAUGGUGGAUUUUCCAUGCUUAAAAUGCGGACAUGUUCUACUGGUUGAUGGUCCAAAGAAGGUUCAGUUUGCAUUGGGAAAUGACCCGAGAUCGCAUGGGUCUGAUGACCACAUGGACACAAGAAUAGGCAACUUAUUGACUCAUAUGAGUUCACUUGCAUUGACAGAAAUGGAAUGCGACGUAAGUAAUCAACUAGAUGGCUCAACUGCUCCCAGUCAUGAUGCGAAUAACCAGAAUUUUCAUGAUUUGGAUCAUCAGAUUAAUCCUUUAAGAAACUUUGUACAUAGUGAAUUUGGCCACCACGUGACUCAAUCUUCACUUGUUGGCGCUACUAGUGCUACCACAACGCUAGUGAAUUCAGCAUCUGCUCCCAAGCUUACUUCAACAACUCACAAUUCCCGACCUCAACACAAUAACUUUCACGCUGGCAACUCAUUUGAUAGCUAUCAAGGUGUGGCACAUAUUGAUACUGGGAACCCACCAAAGCUUUUGCCCAAGUAUAGUAGUAAAAUGUUAGCUGAUCAGACUCCCUCUGCUGCAGUAGACUCUUAUCCUGAAAACAAAUGUGAGCUCCCUAGGGAUCACCAAGGCAAAGAAGCAGGGUCUUGUGGCAUGCCUAAAGAUCCUAUUCCCCUUACUGACAAGUCAACAAAGGGGGACCUAUUUGCAGGUGAUAUUAUUGAUUUACAGUCCCGACGUCCCAUAUCGAAUGAUCCAAUUUCCAGUGUGAAAUCGGUACCUUCCAAGCCCGAGAAGGUCGAGAAGCCUGCUUCUAAGAAAGAUGCAUCAGCAGCUCGUAAGAGAAAUUAUGAUCCGGAUUUAUUUUUCAAGGUUAAUGGAAAGCUCUAUCAAAGGCUUGGAAAGAUAGGCAGUGGAGGAAGUAGCGAGGUCCACAAAGUCAUUUCUCAGGAUUGCACAAUCUAUGCAUUGAAAAAAAUAAAGCUUAAAGGGCGUGACUAUGCGACUGCAUAUGGGUUCUGUCAGGAAAUUGAAUAUUUAAACAAACUCAAGGGAAAAGACCACAUCAUCCAACUCAUUGAUUAUGAGGUGACAGAUAAGGUUUUGCUCAAGGAAGUCAUGAGUGGUUCCAUGAGUAACAAGGAUGGCAGAGUCAAGGAAGAUGGCUGUAUAUACAUGGUACUUGAGUAUGGUGAAAUUGAUUUAGCUCACAUGUUGUCCCAGAAGUGGAGGGAACUGGACAGUUCCAAGUCAACCAUAGAUGAGAACUGGCUUCGUUUUUACUGGCAGCAAAUACUUUUAGCUGUUAAAACCAUACACGAGGAACGUAUUGUGCACUCGGACUUGAAGCCAGCUAAUUUUCUCCUUGUCAGAGGCUCGCUGAAACUAAUUGAUUUUGGUAUUGCAAAAGCUAUUUUGAGCGACACCACAAACAUUCAACGAGAUUCUCAGGUGGGUACGCUGAGUUACAUGUCCCCUGAGGCAUUCAUGUGCAACGAAACAGAUGCAAAUGGAAAUACCAUCAAGUGUGGUCGUCCAUCGGAUAUUUGGUCACUUGGUUGCAUCCUGUACCAAAUGGUAUAUGGAAGAACGCCCUUUGCAGACUACACAACUUUUUGGGCGAAAUUCAAAGUCAUUACAGAUCCAAAUUACGAAAUCCCUUAUGAACCACUAUCGAAUCUUUGGCUUCUUGAUCUAAUAAAGAAAUGCCUUUCAUGGGAUCGAAAGGAAAGAUGGACAAUUCCGCAACUUCUUCAACAUCCUUUCCUGGUUCCUCCGAUUCCACCUCGGGUAUCUAAUGAUCACCGUAAUCUUAUUCAUUUGGUUGCUGAUUCUUGCAGCGAAGAUCCAAAAGCAAAAAUGCUAUGUUCCCAACUCCAACAGUUGGUAAGUGACCCGGUACCAGAUAUAAAAUCUGGAAGUUCAAUUACAAUAGAUGAAAGAUGUAGAUUGCUUGAUGAAAUGUCGAAGCUCUGUUUGCAACUCAAGAAACGACUCGAAAUGUGAUUAAUGGAGGUAAUGGCGAAUUCUAUUGGUUCUGUGUGUACAAGUUUGUAUUUUGUGAUUAUGGAGUAUGGUUAGGUGGAUGUUGUGUUGAUCAUGUAUUAUCAAACAAUUUGAUGUUGAAAAAAGAUGAAGAUCUCGCACACUUUUGUCGUUUUUCGAUAUUUUCAGUUCCAAAGGA
Cynara cardunculus var. scolymus (artichoke) is the source of this 2707-nucleotide messenger RNA. Its product is annotated as probable serine/threonine-protein kinase DDB_G0279405. Gene Ontology annotation, cellular component: spindle; nucleus; kinetochore. The record is from RefSeq and is a predicted model, not a curated record. Gene Ontology annotation, biological process: mitotic spindle assembly checkpoint signaling; chromosome segregation; protein localization to kinetochore. Gene Ontology annotation, molecular function: ATP binding; protein serine/threonine/tyrosine kinase activity; protein serine/threonine kinase activity. Lineage: Eukaryota; Viridiplantae; Streptophyta; Magnoliopsida; Asterales; Asteraceae. Bases 109 to 2529 code for a protein of 806 amino acids. The transcript has 6 exons.